This is a messenger RNA of Sinocyclocheilus anshuiensis, 2624 nucleotides long. RefSeq names its product zinc finger E-box-binding homeobox 1. NCBI's taxonomy places the organism in Eukaryota, Metazoa, Chordata, Actinopteri, Cypriniformes, Cyprinidae. The transcript is spliced from 8 exons. Gene Ontology annotation, molecular function: DNA-binding transcription factor activity, RNA polymerase II-specific; RNA polymerase II cis-regulatory region sequence-specific DNA binding. The coding region runs from base 1 to 2439 and encodes 812 amino acids. Gene Ontology annotation, biological process: regulation of transcription by RNA polymerase II; anatomical structure development. The record is from RefSeq and is a predicted model, not a curated record.
AUGCGGAGCGGCGCUUCAGUCAUUCACCCGCACGAUCCGUCCUCGCGCUCACCGGGCAACUACGGCCAAGUCAUGGCAGAGAGGAGCCGAGGAAAGCGGAGGAAACAGGCGAACCCGCGGAGAAACCAAGGUGAGCCGGAGCGCUGUCUGGGCUCUGAAGGCGAGGAUGAGGGCAGCGUUUGGGGGAUGGAGGUUCUGGACAGCAGAGAUGCUCAGGAUAAAGUCAGUCUGACGCCCAGCGAGGGCACGGAGCCCGGCAGUCCCGUACCGUGUGCGGAGAGCUGGGCCGACACCGAAACCACACCGCUGAAAAUCACAGCCGCAGACCCUGAGCACUGUCAGACUGAUGCUCGUGUGAUGGACGGCCCGAUUCACGCACAACAGCGCAACGGAUCCGUGAACUCGUACCAUUUAGACUGCGCUCAGGGCGACAUGUCGCCCGUCUGCUGGUCACCAGGAGAAUACGAGUCACCCGAGGGCAAAGACGGUGGAGCCUUGAACCCUGACGUCUCUGUCAUGUCUCUGCGGGAACAUGUGAAGUUCUGUCAGGACAGGGAUGGAGGAGACAGCGUGUGUCCUCUGUGUGGAUACAGUACGCCGUACCGCGCUCAGAUGGAGCACCACUUAACCCUCCACAGCCAGACUCACCAGAAGAGCUCCAUGUCUGAGUCCGGUCUGGAGAACAGGAAGUUCAAGUGUAAUCAGUGUGGAAAGGCCUUUAAAUACAAGCAUCACCUCAAAGAGCACCUGCGCAUUCACAGCGGUGAGAAGCCGUACGAAUGCUCGAACUGUAAGAAGCGUUUCAGUCACUCGGGCUCCUACAGCUCACACCUCAGCAGCAAGAAGUGCCUAAGCGGUGCUCAUUAUAACGGCCACGCCCAUCCCGCGUACCUCUUCCCGUCGUCCACGUCGCCCCCUGCUGUCGGCGGGAGGAACAGCAGCCGAGGGAAGGGAUCUCCGUACGGGCCGCUGGAGUCGUCCGUUCCCGUCCUGAGCCGCUCGUGGGACCCGGCAGAGGAUCUGGCGCUGAGGGCGGGCGUGUUUAAAGGCACCACGCUGCUGCCGCUACUGCAGUCGCGCAGCAAAUUCGAACACCUGCUGCAGGAGAUGCUGCGGAGGGAGGUGAGAGACGAGAAACAAGCGAAAAACGAAAACAACUCUCAGGCGUACGACACCCAGACGUCGCCCACCGCCAAUCACGCCCCCUAUAGACAGCUGUCGUCGCCGCAGCGGGCGUCUUGGCAUUCUGUGCCGCAGCAGAUCCUCGUGCCUUUACCGACACCAGCGCAGCUGGAUAACCGCUGGCCGAGUGAAGAAAGCGCAAGUCCGAGAAAACCAACGUCACCCGCUUUACCCGAACGCCAGCAUCUUAUUGGCUCGCGCUUCGGCUCUCCUCCCGGCCUGGACCUGUCAAUCAACACAUCGCCACGGCAACCAAACCACAUCCAGAGCGAACCUUUAGACUUGUCUAUUCCCAAACUGCAUUCAGUCUCCGGUGCACCGCGAAACCUGGCGUUUAACGGCUACUCGCCGCAUCACGACAGACGCGACGGCGUGUUUAAGAGACUGACUCCGCCCUCCCAGCAACAGGUGGGCGGGGCUUAUGCAGCAUCGCCGCUGUUCGGCAGCACAGUGUUCAGCAGCUUCCCGCUCUUCAAUCACAUGAUCCCCGUCGGUCUGGGACACAACGGUCUGACAUCACUUCCUCUCACGCCACCCGCGCUCAGUCCGGGCUUCCUGUCUCCAGUGGCGUAUAUGGUGGAGGCGGAGUCAGAAUCCAUUCUGAAGAGAAUACAACACGAAAAACAUUCGAUCAUGGCUGAAGCGCUGAGUCGCGGCGGUCUGGAGUAUCUGUCUCUGAUGGAUGAUGGGAUUGAUGGAGAGAUCAGUUCUGGGAGGAAGAGGCUGAAGAAGACGGAGGAAGGACUGUACGCCUGCGACAUCUGCGACAAAACCUUCCAGAAGAGCAGCUCUCUGCUGCGCCAUAAAUAUGAGCACACAGGGAAGAGACCUCAUGAGUGUCAGAUCUGUAAGAAGGCCUUCAAACACAAGCAUCAUCUGAUCGAGCACAGCCGCCUGCACUCCGGAGAGAAGCCGUAUCGGUGCGACAAGUGCGGCAAGCGCUUCUCACACUCGGGCUCGUACUCGCAGCACAUGAACCACCGCUACGCCUUCUGCAGCCGCGACAGCGAGGCUCCCGCUUCAGCGCUGGAGGACAGCGGCGCGUAUCUGAGCGACUCCAGCACGGAGGGAGCGGCGCUGGAGCUCAGAGACGAGGAGGACGAGGACGCACUCAGCAGCCGCGCUUAUGAUGGAGGCGUGAGGACGGAGCGAGUUUCCUUGCAGCUGAAGGACAAACCCACAGACGGAAACCAGCAGCAGGAGAGUCCCGAAGGACUCGUGUUUACCAAAGAUGUGAAACUGACUCGUCCUCUUUAGCGCUCAAACUGUGACUGUGAACAAAGUUUUCAGCCCAAAACACGCGUUUCUCCAAAGACUUGAUUCAGCAUUCAGCGUAAUCCAGAGCUUCCCUCGCUGUGAGAGGCACAAAUGAUCUGCAACGCUACCAGAUUAAUACAUAAAUAUACUAAAUAAAUUAAUAAAUGCCAACAAUCUCAGAAAAC